Cricetulus griseus (Chinese hamster) is the source of this 1316-nucleotide messenger RNA. NCBI's taxonomy places the organism in Eukaryota, Metazoa, Chordata, Mammalia, Rodentia, Cricetidae. The record is from RefSeq and is a predicted model, not a curated record.
AGAAGCCCCGCCCACAAGAGUAGCUUGCCUGCGGUUCUGGCGCUUGAAUAAGCCGUGCACCCAUGGGUGAGGACUGGGCCCUGGGCCCCGCGCUGGGCUCCUCUUUGCUUCUGUGCUCCGCGCUGCUGGCCGCGGGGUGCGCGCUGGGCCUGCGUCUGGGCCGCGGGCGGAGCGUGGUGGAGCGUGGUGUGCUCGCCUGGCUGUGCUAUGAUGCCCUGGUGCACUUCGUGCUGGAAGGCGCUUUUGUCUACUUGUCUCUAGUAGGAAAUGUUGCAGAUUCCCAAGGCUUGAUUGCAUCUUUAUGGAAAGAAUAUGGCAAGGCUGAUGCAAGAUGGCUAUAUUUUGAUUCAACCAUUGUGUCAGUGGAAAUUCUGACUGUUGUCUUGGAUGGGUUUCUGGCAUUGGUUCUCAUUUAUGCCAUAGUCAAGGAGAAAUAUUACAGGCAUUUCAUACAGAUCACCUUGUGCGUGUGUGAACUCUAUGGUGGCUGGAUGACCUUCUCCCCUGAGUGGCUUCUUGGAAGCCCCAACCUCAACACCAAGAGCUACCUCUACUUUUGGGUGUAUUUGGUGUUUUUUAAUGGUUUAUGGGUUCUGAUCCCAGGACUGCUGCUGUGGCAGUCAUGGAGGGCACUGAAGGAGACAUAUUACCAAGGGGCCAAUUUAGAGAAAAAACACUUGUAAAUUCUCAAAAUGUUGUAUCCUGAUGUUCUGCUUUAUGAGUCAGAAUUGACCAGACAUUCCAAUCAAUACUUCAUUUUUACAGUGUUGUUUCCAAAUAGCCAUUACAGAUGGGUUGGAAGGUGGCAAACUUUGUUGUUUGUUUUUGUCCUUUAUUAUACACUAAUGUAAAGAAAAGACAGGACGUGGGGUGUGGUGUUUGCCCAGCACUCACAAGACCUUGAGUUAUACUCUCAACACUACAAGGGGCUGGCGGGUAAGUUUUCGCUUGUAAUAAGAUCAUAUUAAUUAGAUGCUCUUAUGUCCUGCAUAAUUGUUAUGCCAUAUUUGUAUAUGAGUAUUGAAGAACACUGUAAGGAGUAGCAUUAAUUUUUAUUAAAAAAACAACAACACACACAUUUGCUUCAGCUUUUAUUCUUCUCAGUGGUCUCUUUGGGUUAGGGUUAGUGGUGUAAACCUAGAAGUAAAAGGAAUGAUUCCGUUUUACACUUAUGUUUUUUUUCAAAUUUGUGUACACAGUAGAAAACGGUAGCAGUCCGUGGAGUGGUGUGGAGUGGAGUGUACAUGUACACGUGACAAGCUGAGGAGGAUCAUGGGUUUGAGGCCAGUCCGGCUGACAUAGCAUAUAUCCUAUCU